AUGUCAGAAAGUGAUUCUGAAACAUUGCCUGAGCUGCCUGACCCUCAGCCUCCCUAUCAUAUCCUGUCCAAGAAGCAAAAAUGGAACCUUGUCAUUUUCGUCUCCUUGGCAGCUUCUUUCUCGCCGCUUUCUUCGAAUAUCUACUUUCCUGCAAUUGACGCCAUAUCUAGGGAUCUCGGUGUGAAUGCGUCCCUCAUCGCUCUGACGAUCACGGUGUAUAUGGUUGUCCAGGGUAUUGCUCCGUCACUCUUAGGGACAUUCUCGGAGACCUAUGGCUGUCGCCUCACCUUUGCAAUUACUCUUACCAUAUACACUGCUGCCAAUCUCGCCUUGGCAUUCACCUCCAACUAUGCGAUGCUUAUGGUCCUGCGUGGCUUUCAAGCGGCAGGAUCUGCAGCGACUAUUAGUAUCAGCGCUGGCGUCAUCGCUGAUAUUGCUUACCCACAAGAACGUGGUCGUUUCAUAGGGACAAAUGCCGGCAUUCCGAUGACAGGCCAGGCAAUAGGUCCAAUUAUGGGUGGUGCGUUGAACAGUCAAUGGGGCUUUCGGAGCAUCUUUUGGCUACUUUUCGUCACAAGCAUUAUUGUCCUGAGUGCGCUUUUAAUCUUUCUUCCGGAAACGCAGUGCAGCGUAGCAGUCAAUGGCACCAAUGUUGUCUCUGGCUUCCAAAAGCCGUUUAUCUAUUAUAUCAAACCGCCAUCAGCCUGCUCCAAAAGCGCUGAAACAACUGCCCCGGUACCUCGAUCACCGAUUACGUUUAAGAAUGCAUUCAGUCCACUGGCUUAUAUCUUUGAGAAAGACAUCGCAGCACUCCUAGCUUGGGGCGCUGUGGCUUAUACUGCAUGGAGCAUGAGUGGCAACUGGGGUUGUUUCGUCCCAAUCGGACUUGGUUGCAUUAUCAGCUCGCUCCGCACAGGCUGGAUACUAGACCAGAGCUUCAAUCGUGCCCUAAAUCGAUACAAGGUUGAACACGGCAUCUGGGCAGACGAGAUUGUUGAUCAUAGCCGCGAUUUCCCCUAUGUGCAGGCCCGUCUUCGCCUCAUGCCUAUCUUCAGCAUCGUGAUCGUGAUCUCUCUAGCACUCUACGGACCGAGUUUUGAGUUCAAUGAUUUGCGGAAGCAUUUUGGACCAAAUCUGGCUGCACCACUCAUUCUCCAAUUCCUGAUUGCCUUUUCAGCAACUGCUAUCUUCAACAUUAAUUCGACUGUGCUGAUCGAUUGCUUCCCAGAACUACCUGCGAGAGCGACAGCGCUCAAUGAUUUAUGUAGAUGCUUACUUGGAGCUGCAGGGGUCAGUGUUAUCCAGCCAUUGAUCGGUGUCGUAAAGGCGAUGAAAGCCUUCUUCAUUGUGAGCGGGGCGGUGUUACUGUUUACCCCAUUGAUUUGGGUGGAGUGGAAAUGGGGGGAGAAGUGGAGACAAGAGAGAGAAGAGAGACGUGUUCAGUGA
This is a messenger RNA of Penicillium brasilianum, 1446 nucleotides long. The record is from the annotation of a GenBank genome assembly. NCBI's taxonomy places the organism in Eukaryota, Fungi, Ascomycota, Eurotiomycetes, Eurotiales, Aspergillaceae.